Messenger RNA from Trichomycterus rosablanca, 4588 nucleotides. Its product is annotated as zinc finger protein 585A-like. The coding region runs from base 1 to 3951 and encodes 1316 amino acids. The record is from RefSeq and is a predicted model, not a curated record. Lineage: Eukaryota; Metazoa; Chordata; Actinopteri; Siluriformes; Trichomycteridae. The transcript is spliced from 6 exons.
AUGUUCUGCUCACAGUGUGGGAAGAGCUUCAGGUUCCUGAGUCAUCUCAAAAUACACCAGCGCAUUCACACAGGAAAGAAACCAUAUCAGUGCUCACAGUGUGGGAAGAGCUUCAGUACCCAGGGUGCUCUCAAAAUACACCAGCACAUUCACACAGGAAAAAAAACAUAUCAGUGCUCACAACGUGGAAAGAGUUUAAAUACACAGAGUUAUCUAAAAAAACACCAGCGCAUUCACACUGGAAAGAAACCAAAUCAGUGCUCACAGUGUGGGAAGAACUUCAGGUGCCUGAGUGCUCUCAAGAUACACCAGCGCAUUCACACAGGAGAGAAACCGUAUCAGUGCUCACAAUGUGGGAAGAGUUUUAAUACACAGGGUAAUCUGAAAAAACACCAGCACAUUCACACUGGAGAGAAACCGUAUCAGUGCUCACAGUGUGGAAAGAGUUUUAAUAUACAGGGUGAUCUCAAAAAACACCAGCGCAUUCACACUGGAGAGAAACCGUAUCAGUGUGCUGAGUGUGGGAAGAGUUUUAAUACGCAGGGUAAUCUCAAACAACACCAGCGCAUUCACACAGGACAGAAGCCGUAUCACUGCCCAGAGUGUGGAAAGAGUUUUGCUCAACAGGGUACCCUUCAAAAACACCAGCGCAUUCAUACAGGAGAGAAGCCAUAUCACUGUUCAGAGUGUGGAAAGAGUUUCAAUCAAAGUAGUGCCCUUAAAGUACACCAACGUAUUCACACAGGAGAGAAACCGUAUAACUGCACGGAGUGUGGAAAGAGUUUUACUCAAAGUAGUGCCCUUAAAGUACACCAGCGUAUUCACACUGGAGGAAAGCCGUAUCACUGCUCAGAGUGUGGAAAGAGUUUUGCUCAACAGGGUAACCUUCAAAAACACCAGCGUAUUCACACAGGAGAGAAACCGUAUCACUGCUCAGAGUGUGGAAAGAGUUUUACUCAAAGUAGUGCCCUUAAAGUACACCAGCGUAUUCACACAGGAGAGAAACCAUAUCACUGCUCAGUGUGUGGAAAGAGUUUUGCUCAACAGGGUAACCUUCAAAAACACCAGCGUAUUCACACAGGAGAGAAACCGUAUCACUGCUCAGAGUGUGGAAAGAGUUUUACUCAAAGUAGUGCCCUUAAAGUACACCAGCGUAUUCACACAGGAGAGAAACCAUAUCACUGCUCAGAGUGUGAAAAGAGUUUUGCUGAACAUGGUACCCUUCAAAAACACCAGCGUAUUCACACAGGAGAGAAACCGUAUCACUGCUCAGAGUGUGGAAAGAGUUUUGCUCAACAGGGUAACCUUCAAAAACACCAGCGUAUUCACACAGGAGAGAAACCGUAUCACUGCUCAGAGUGUGGAAAGAGUUUUACUCAAAGUAGUGCCCUUAAAGUACACCAGCGUAUUCACACAGGAGAGAAACCAUAUCACUGCUCAGUGUGUGGAAAGAUUUUUACUCAUGAAAAUAAUCUCAAACAACACCAGCGCAUUCACACAGUAGAGAAACCGUAUCAGUGCGCACAGUGUGGGAAGAGUUUUAAUACACAGAGUAAUCUUGAAGUACACCAGCACAUUCACACUGGAGAGAAACCGUAUCAGUGCUCACAGUGUGGAAAGCAUUUUAAUAGACAGAGUCAUCUCAAAAUACACCAGCGCAUUCACACUGGAGAGAAACCGUAUCAGUGCUCACAGUGUGGAAAGAGUUUUAAUAGACAGUGUCAUCUCAAAACACACCAGCACAUUCACACUGGAGAGAAACCGUAUCAGUGCUCACAGUGUGGAAAGCAUUUUAAUAGACAGAGUCAUCUCAAAAGACACCAGCGCAUUCACACUGAAGAGAAACCGUAUCAGUGCUCACAGUGUGGAAAGAGUUUUAAUGGACAGAGUUGUCUCAAAAGACACCAGCGCAUUCACACUGGAGAGAAACCGUAUCAGUGCUCACAGUGUGGAAAGAGUUUUAAUGGACGGAGUCAUCUCAAAAGACACCAGCGCAUUCACACUGGAGAAAAACUGUAUCAGUGCUCACAGUGUGGAAAGAGUUUUAAUGGACAGAGUGCUCUGAAGAGACACCAGCACAUUCACACUGGAGAGAAUCCAUAUCAGUGCUCACAGUGUGGAAAGAGUUUUAAUAGACAGACUAAUCUCAAAAUACACCAGCGCAUUCACACUGGAGUAAAACCAUAUCAGUGCUCACAGUGUGGAAAGAGUUUUAAUCGAAAGAGUGCUCUCAAUACACACAAGCGCAUUCACACUGGAGAGAAACCGUAUCAGUGCUCACAGUGUGGAAAGAGUUUUAAUGGACAGAGUGAUCUGAAAAGACACCAGCACAUUCACACUGGAGAGAAACCAUAUCAGUGCUCACAGUGUGGAAAGAGUUUUAAUCAACAGAGUGCUCUCAAAACACACAAGCGCAUUCACACUGGAGAGAAACCGUAUCAGUGCUCACAGUGUGGAAAGAGUUUUAAUGGACAGAGUGAUCUGAAAAGACACCAGAACAUUCACACGGGAGAGAAACCGUAUCAGUGCUCACAGUGUGGAAAGAGUUUUAAUAUACCGAGUCAUCUCAAAAUACACCAGCGCAUUCACACUGGAGAGAAACCAUAUCAGUGCUCACAGUGUGGGAAGAGUUUUAAUCGACAGAGUAAUCUCAAAAUACACCAGCGCAUUCACACUGGAGAGAAACCAUAUCAGUGCUCACAGUGUGAGAAGAGUUUUUAUACACAGAGUAAUCUCAAAAUACACCAGCGCAUUCACACUGGAGAGAAACCAUAUCAGUGCUCACGGUGUGAGAAGAGUUUCAAUACACAGAGUGAUCUAAAAAAACACCAGUGCAUUCACGCUGGAGAGAAACCAUAUCAGUGCUCACAGUGUGGGAAGAGUUUUAAUUAUCAAAGUCCUCUCAAAAAACACCAGUGCAUUCACACUGGAGAGAAACCAUAUCAGUGCUCACAGUGUGGGAAGAGUUUUAAUCAACUGAGUCAUUUUAAAAGACACCAGCGCAUUCACACUGGAGAGAAAUCGUAUCAGUGCUCACAGUGUGGUAAGAGUUUUAAUACACAGAGUGAUCUCAAAAUACACCAGCGCAUUCACACUGGAGAGAAACCAUAUCAGUGCUCACAGUGUGGGAAGAGUUUUAAUCGACAGAGUAAUCUCAAAAUACACCAGCGCAUUCACACUGGAGAGAAACCAUAUCAUUGCUCACAGUGUGAGAAGAGUUUUUAUACACAGAGUAAUCUUAAAAUACACCAGCGCAUUCACACUGGAGAGAAACCAUAUCAGUGCUCACAGUGUGAGAAGAGUUUUUAUACACAGAGUGAUCUCAAAAUACACCAGCGCAUUCACACUGGAGAGAAACCGUAUCAGUGCUCACAGUGUGAAAAAAGUUUCAAUACACAGAUUGAUCUAAAAAAACACCAGCGCAUUCACACUGGAGAGAAACCAUAUCAGUGCUCACAGUGUGGGAUGAGUUUUAAUCAACUGGGUCAUUUUAAAAGACACCAGCGCAUUCACACUGGAGAGAAACCAUAUCAGUGCUUACAGUGUGGGAAGAGUUUUAAUCAACUGGGUCAUUUUAAAAGACACCAGCGCAUUCACACUGGAGAGAAACCAUAUCAGUGCUUACAGUGUGGGAAGAGUUUUAAUCAACUGGGUCAUUUUAAAAGACACCAGCGCAUUCACACUGGAGAGAAACCAUAUCAGUGCUUACAGUGUGGGAAGAGUUUUAAUCAACUGGGUCAUUUUAAAAUACACCAGCGCAUUCACACUGGAGAGAAACCGUAUCAGUGCUCACAGUGUGGGAAGAGUUUCAAUGGACAGAGUGAUCUGAAAAGACACCAGCGCAUUCACACUGGAGAGAAAUCAUAUCAGUGCUCACAGUGUGGAAGGAGUUUUAAUCAUCAAAGUCCUCUCAAAAUACACCAGUGCAUUCACACUGGAGAGAAACCAUAGCAUUGCUCUUAGUGUGGGAAGAGUUUUAUUACACAAAGUAAUUUUAAAACGUAUCUGAUUGUAAAAGUGAAAUCUUAAUAUCACUAACAUAAUAACAGAACAAAAUCUAAAUACUGAUUAUAUAGAUUAAACAGCUCUAAUACACAGAAAUCAAUACAUGUGUAAUUUAAAGCAUGCAGUACAAAUGUUCUUUAGCUUUGUGUUCAGAAUAUUGGUAUAACAUCAUUUUUAACACUAUAUCUCCAACACAGUAUUAAAAUAAAAAUGAUACAUAACUGGUAGACUUACCCAGACAGUCUGUCUGAGGAUUUUAUUCAUAGACGUUACAACAUGUUGGAUUGUCUUUGCUAGAAUUCACUUAGCUUAGUUCUUUUCCAAAUUGGAUAGAUCUGAGAUAAGCACUAGGUAGUAGGGGUCCUUUAAAUGCAUGAAGGCCUCAGCAUGAAAUUAUACAGAUAAAGAGAGAAAAAUAAAGAAUAAUUCAUGGAAUAGUCCAGUGGUUCUCAAACUGUGGUAUGCGUACCACUGGUGGUACGUGAAGCAGCACGAGGUGGUACGCCAGAUAUUCUCGGAAAAGUAAUUACAUGCACCGAAAAAAUAAAUCAUUUAAUAAUUAUAAAUAAAAAAAUAUGAAACA